Messenger RNA from Cajanus cajan (pigeon pea), 1917 nucleotides. The record is from RefSeq and is a predicted model, not a curated record. Lineage: Eukaryota; Viridiplantae; Streptophyta; Magnoliopsida; Fabales; Fabaceae.
CUUUCAAUUGUGAUACACUGUUUUGAAACCGUGUAGAUGAACUGGAUCCUAUAUAUAGAGAGAAAUGAAGGUGGAGAAAGCGUGUAAAUUACAUAAAAUAUAUUACAAGAUCAAUACCCUGGUUGCAUUCCUAACAACAGUUGUCUGUCCUGAUCUCUUUCUUUGUUCAAUUCCCAGAAUGUCAUUUCAUUCAAGGUAUAUGUAUAUGUAGUUCAGUUCAUAUAUAACUGAUAUGAUAUACAAAUAUAUAUUACUUGGACUAUUAACGCAAUCAUCAUCUCCUAGAAAAUCUCAUGCUUACAACAAGUUCUCCACCAACCUUUGAUCGGUGUGGACUUAUUCGGUGACUUCCAUCAUCAGACUUUGCGCUUUUGAGAUUUUGAUGGCUCUGAAUGAUUGUUCCAUCUUGGGGUGUGCCAAAGAUCUUCAAUUGGGAUUUUCCACCUUUCAGCCUGCAAAUUCUAGGCUAGGUGCGAAUUCAAAACGUGAUUUUGAGAAAUGCUGCAAAUGGGAAUGUUGUUGUUUGCGUGUUUUGGGUCCGAGAGCUCUGACUCCAGUUGAAGAUGAGAAGCCAGAUUCUGUGACUGAGUUUCAGUCUUCUGGGGGUAACAGGGGUCACGGGGUCUGGCUUCAGAUAACUGAGUUAGACGAGUUUCUCUUCCACAAGGAUGUUGACCUGCUUCAUAAACCAUUAAUGGCUAACGAUCUUUCUUCUUCAAGUGAUGGGUCAAAGGUGCGUGUUGCUUAUAAGGGUCUUCCAGGAUCAUAUGGUGAGGAUGCAGCUUUGAAAGCAUAUCCAAAAUGUGAGACAGUGCCAUGUAUUGAUUUUGAGACAGCAUUCAAGGCUGUUGAAUCGUGGUCAGUGGAUAAAGCUGUUCUACCCAUCGAAAGUUCUAUUGCUGGAAGCAUCCACCGUAAUUAUGAAUUACUUCUUCGCCACAAGUUACACAUUGUUGGUGAGGUGCAGUUGCAAAUUAACCACUGCCUCUUAGGAGUGGCUGGUGCGACAAAGGAGGAGAUCAAUAGUGUACUGAGUCAUCAUCAGGCUCUUGUUCAGUGUAAGACAAUGCUUACUGAUUUACGUGUUGCCAGAAUUAGUGUAGAUGAUACUGCUAUAGCUGCUAAGGAAGUGGCCUUAAAUGGGAAAAGGGACAUUGGAGCUAUUGCAGGUUCAAGGGCAGCAACAAUAUAUGGCCUUGACAUUCUAGCUGAAGGAAUCCAGGAUGAUGUUAAUGUUACUCGCUUUUUGAUACUUGAAAGGGAUCCUUUAAUUCCAGGAACUGACGGGUCCUAUAAGACUAGCAUUGUUUUCAGUCUGGAUGAAGGUCCUGGUGUACUAUUCAAAGCCCUGGGAGCGUUUUCUCUGAGGGGCAUCAAUUUGUCAAAGAUAGAGAGCCUCCCUCAGAAGCAGCGUCCAUUGAGGAUUGUUGAUGAUUCACAUGAUGGGAGUGCCAAGUACUUUGACUACCUUUUCUACAUUGAUUUUGAAGCUUCUAUUGUAAAUCCUCGUGCACAAUAUGCUUUAGAGAAUUUGCAGGAAUAUACAAGAUUUAUUCGUGUUCUCGGUUGUUAUCCCACCGCUACCGCGGAUAAUUAAUAUUUGUAGAAGUCAAAAUGCCUUAACAAACUGAUACACAAGGUUCAUCUUGAAUCAGAUACAAGAGGAGAUAAUAUCCUUUAAAAGCUUUUUUCUCUUUCACCUCAUCCAAAACUCUCUACAUCUUCUAAGGAUUAGAUAGGCAUAUGGGGAGAACGCUGAUACAAACAUUUCUGUAUUUUCUAUCAUGAAUAUAGAUUAGAUAGGUAUAUAUAUUUUGGAGUUUGGACCCGUUUAUAAAUAGUAAAUUAACAAAGUAUAUGUAAACAGUUACUCCAUUAUGGCAAAUAAAUAAAUGACCAUUACCAAACCGCCUCAUA